Molecule: messenger RNA, 2736 nt
Organism: Lates calcarifer (barramundi perch)
Lineage: Eukaryota; Metazoa; Chordata; Actinopteri; Centropomidae
Gene: masp1
Product: MBL associated serine protease 1
Exons: 14
Coding region: 213-2447 (744 amino acids)
Biological process (GO): complement activation; zymogen activation
Cellular component (GO): blood microparticle; extracellular region
Molecular function (GO): serine-type endopeptidase activity; calcium ion binding
Source: RefSeq, a predicted model, not a curated record
CUCCACCCGAUCCGAACACAAACACCUACAGAGUAAAACCAGGACGGUCAGAGCGGAUCACCAGAGUCCAGCAGCAGGAUCUGAACCAGAGCUGACGUGAUGACGCGAUGACGCAGGGCCACGUCAGACGUAACAGAAAUCUGUAGUGUCGGUGAGAGGAUCCGGAGUCAGAAACAGAGAGAGGAGCAGAGGAGGAGGAGAGGAGGUCCAACAUGAGGUGUUUCAGGCCGGUCGUGUUCCCGCUCCUCGUGGCGUUGGUGGUCGACGCUCAGCUGCUGUCUCUGUCCGACAUGUACGGCAGCCUGCACUCGCCAAACUUCCCCGAGCCGUAUCCCAGGGAGACGGAGCUGCGCUGGAACGUCAGUGUUCCUGACGGGUUCCAGGUCAAACUCUACUUCAGCCACUUUGACCUGGAGCCGUCCUACCUGUGUGAGUACGACUACGUCAAGGUGGAGGCGGAGGGGGAGGUCCUGGCCUUGUUCUGUGGGAGGGAGGAGACGGACACGGAGGCGGUCCCGGCUCAGAGGGUCAUCACCUCCCCCCGCAGCUCCCUCAGCCUCCUGUUCUCCUCCGACUUCUCCAACGAGGAGAGAUACUCAGGCUUCGUGGCUCAUUACAGCGCCACAGAUGUGGAUGAGUGUAGUGAUCGUACUGAUGAGGAUCUGCUCUGUGAUCAUUUCUGUCACAACUACAUUGGAGGAUUCUACUGCUCCUGUCGCUAUGGUUACCUGCUGCACACUGACAACCGCACCUGCAGAGUGGAGUGCAGUGACGGUGUGUUCAGGGAACGCUCUGGAGUUCUUAGCAGUGUGGAUUUUCCCGCUCCGUAUCCAAAGAGCUCUGAGUGUCUGUACCGGAUCGAGGUGGAGCUGGGCUUCAGGCUCCGCCUCCAGUUUGACCCCAGCUUUGACGUGGAGGAUCACCCCGACGUCAGCUGCCCCUACGACUACGUCAAGAUCACAGCUGGCAGCAGUGAGUUCGGUCCGUUCUGUGGAGUCCGAUCUCCAGGAGUCAUUCAGACCGACAGCAACGUCGUCACCGUCGUCUUCCACAGCGACAACUCAGGAGAAAACCUGGGCUGGAGGAUCAGCUACACCGCUACAGGAAGUCGGUGUCCAGUACCUGAGAUCCCACCUAAUGCGCUGAUAAACCCUGUACAAUCAGAAUACUCCUUCAAAGACCACAUCCUGUUCACCUGUGAGCCUGGAUACAGACUGUUGAAGGACGGAGAGUUUCUGGAUCAUUAUCAGGUGGACUGUCGGUCUGAUGGAUCGUGGAGCAGCCAUCCUCCUCUGUGUCAAAUGGUGGAUUGUGGGAGUCCAAAGCUGGUCGACAUGGCCGACAUGGUGUUUGGUAACCAUGACAACAGCACACUGUUUGGAUCGACUGUGAACUACAUCUGCAGAGAGGACACCUUUCACCUGAACACCACCAACAGUUCGUACAGCUGUGGACCGGAUGGAGAAUGGACAAAUCCAGAAACAGGAUCCAAACUGCCGAGCUGUCUGCCAGCCUGUGGUCGUCCGUCCCGCUCUCUCCCCCCCCAGGUGAAGCGGAUUGUGGGUGGUCGGAGUGCUGAGCCCGGCCUCUUCCCUUGGCAUGUUCUGCUCAGUGUGGAGGAUCUGUCCCGGGUCCCAGAGGACCGCUGGUUUGGCUCUGGGGCCCUGCUGUCCGAGUCCUGGGUCCUGACGGCGGCCCACGUCCUGAGGUCCCAGAGGAGGGACACCAGUGUCGUCCCCGUGGCCCCUGAACACGUCAAGCUCUUUGUCUUCCAGGUCUUCCUUGGUCUCCAUGAUGUCCGAGACAAACGCCUUGCCACCAACCGCUCGGUGGAGGAGAUCUUCCUCCAUCCAGACUUCCAGCCCAACAACUACAACAACGACAUCGCCCUGCUGAAGCUGAGUGAGCGGGUGGGGUUCAAUGAAGUCAUCCGUCCGGUCUGUCUCCCCCCUCCUCACAAGGAAGACCCCUCCACUCCUGUCCCUAACUCUCUGGGUGUAGUUGCCGGCUGGGGGAUCUCAAACCUUAACGCCUCCACCUCCACCUCCUCCUCCUCCUCCUCCAGUGACCCCCCCUCACUGACCUCUGACCCCACAGUGUCUGCUGACCUCGGGGUGACCUCUGACCUCCUGCAGUAUGUGAAGCUGCCGGUGGUUUCUCAGGACGAGUGUCAGGCGAGCUAUACCUCGCGCUCUGUCAGCUACAACAUCACUGACAACAUGUUCUGCGCCGGUUUCUUCGAGGGGGGGAGGGACACCUGCCUGGGGGACAGCGGGGGGGCAUUUGUGAUGGAGGUUGAGGUCAGCCGGAGGUGGGUGGUGUUUGGGUUAGUGUCCUGGGGUGGGCCGGAGGAGUGUGGGAGUCAGAGGGUGUAUGGAGUCUACACCCGAGUGGCUAACUAUGUGGAGUGGAUCCAGAACCACCUGCAGACUGCCCCCUGGUGGUGAGACAGAUAUCACAGCUCCUCUGGUCAUCAGUCCAACUGCAAACACUCUCUCCGAGGGGUGAAUGGAACUACUGCCCCCUGGAGGUCGUCUGUUGUUUUGUCAUUUUCAUAUUCUCGUCUUUCUAUGACCUUUUAGUUUUUUAAAGUUGACUGUAGCUGCACUGCAGGAUUUAACUGUGUUAGCUGCCUUCAGACUGAACGUGAAGCUGCCUUCAGACUGCUUUAACUACAUAUAUCCCUAAACUGAAGGAACAGAACAGAUUUCUAAACUGAGAAAUCUUUGGUACAAG